Oikopleura dioica is the source of this 798-nucleotide messenger RNA. The record is from the annotation of a GenBank genome assembly. NCBI's taxonomy places the organism in Eukaryota, Metazoa, Chordata, Appendicularia, Copelata, Oikopleuridae.
AUGUUCGAGGAGUCCGAAGAGGAUUCUGACUACUCGGAGGACAACCGCAAAACUAAAUCAAAGAGGAACAGAAAAUCCUCAGAGAAGAACUCCAGGGACACGAAAGAAAAAGAUUAUGAUCGUGGACGGUCUCGGUAUGAUUCUCCGGAUAGAGGAAACGACAGACCUCAGCUGAAACGGUACACGUUGAUGAACGAUGACGAAGAAUUUAACGCAUCGCCGAACGAAUAUUACACGGAUUCCGAAGAGGAGGAAAAUCACCAGAAGGACAGGCGAAAUCACCAGGUCAAAGAAGAAGGAUCGAGCUUUGGACGAGACCAGAUCGUCAAUGCUUCUGUUUUACGACCGUCUCGGUCGAGACAUGAGCCGACGAACAUGCAAGACGAGGACGUUACGCCAGGGAACGCGAUGAACUUCUUCAAGCAAAUGGCGAAGAAGAAUAACGCCGGUGGAGGAGUCGUAGGAGGAUCAGCUGUGCCAGCUUCUGUCUCAUCUGCGGCAUCGAUGUUUGGAGGACAAGUUCGAAGGACAAUGUCACGUGGCGAGAAUCGCGACAACUCCGCGCCAGUUGGAAUUUCAAAGAUGAAAUCCGUCGCCAGAGAACGAUCGGAGAGCAGAGACCGGACGAACCACAGAAACCGAUCAAUUGAGCGAACGCGAACCCGCGGAGAGUCUCGCGAGCGCACCCGAAUUACGCAACGUGGCGAAAGAAUGAGUUUUAAAUUCGAAAUUAGCAUUAAUUCUAAACGACCAUCGCUACUUGCCGGACCUCAAAUAUGUCAAAGGCGAAUGCGCUAA